This is a messenger RNA of Sclerotinia trifoliorum, 1953 nucleotides long. Lineage: Eukaryota; Fungi; Ascomycota; Leotiomycetes; Helotiales; Sclerotiniaceae. The record is from the annotation of a GenBank genome assembly.
CCCCAUAAUGGUUAUCAUGAUAAAUCUACUCCUAUAUUCAUCGAUUUUGCAAUUGACCGAGAAUAGAAGUCGUUGGUUUAUUGUAUGAAUUUUGCUAUUACAUUCGAAAUAUGUUAGAACUAUUCACGAGUCAUCAUGCAGAUCAUCACUCUAAAGAUGCCUAGGUCCAAUUGCUGUGAUCAUAAAGUCAAAAACAUCAAAAUCUCCUUUAUUUAUCAAUAAUCUUAUCAAGACCGUUAUAUUAUCACAGAAAUAUCCACAAAAUUUCUAUUCCGGCGACAACCUCGAAGGAAACUCCAGUAUCACCAUCAAAUGAUAUCGCGCAUGAAUCCUUUGGCUCUCCAACCCCAUAUGCCGAGCCAUUGUGGUACUCCCGCAACGUUUCUCCACAUUACACAGCUUCUCAUCGUAAACUCCGCGCAGCAGUGCGCAAAUAUGUUGAUGAAGAGAUAUUGCCAUAUGCUUUUGAUUGGGAAUCCGCAGGCAAAGUACCAGACACGGUACGUGUGUAGCUCGUGAUCUUAGAACGCUACUAAUGAAUUAAAUAGGCAUGGAGACGUCAUGCCCAGCUAGGUUAUCUAGCUUUGGGCAUGGGACUUCCAGAUGUAAAUUUACCCGGAGAUAUUAAAUUUGAGGAAUGGGAUUCCUGGCAUAGUCUGAUUGUUACGGAUGAAAUGUCGCGUGUGGUAAGAUCUUUGGGUCGUACAUUGCCUUCCAUACUGACACGACCCAGGCAUAUACCGGCGUACUAUGGGGCCUCGGAGGAGGCAAUGAAAUUCGCAUCCCUCCAUUAGUCAAAUUCGGAACAGAAGAACAGAAAGCUAAAUUUCUGCCGGGUGUUGCAAAUGGCAGUAUAAGAUUUUGUCUUGGCAUCACGGAGCCUUAUGCUGGCUCCGAUGUAGCCAAUAUUAAAACUACUCCAAUCAGGAAAGACGACCAUUAUGUUGUCAAUGGCUCGAAAAAAUGGAUCACUAAUGCUAUUUGGGCCGAUUAUGUCACAGCAGCAGUUCGUACCGGGGGUGCUUGUGCAGCGGGAAUCUCACUCCUCAUCAUUCCUUUGAAAGCUGAAGGGGUUCUUCGAAGAAUGAUGCACAACUCGGGAGUUGAUGCAUCUGGGAGCACAUUCAUUACAUUCGAUGAUGUGAAGGUCCCUGUUGGAAAUCUCUUACAUAAAGAAAAUCGCGGAUUUGAAGUCAUCAUGUCAAAUUUCAACGCCGAGCGCAAGAGUCUUGCUACGUCGGCCAUUCGAUUGAGCAGAGUAUGUGCGGAGGAUGCGUGGAAUCACGCUUGUACGCGUGAAACAUUUGGGGAAAAGUUGAUUGAGAACCCAGUCAUUCAAGCAAAAUUUGUGAAGAUGGGAAGAAUGAUCGAACCUGCGCAAGCAUUUCUGGAGCAAUUAACUUGGUUGAUAGAAUUGAGUAGGAAGGGUGGAGAGAAUAAUAAUGUGAGAAUUGGAGGUAUGACGGCAAUGCUAAAAGUUGUUAGUACUCGCUGUCUGGAGAAGUGUGUGAGAGAAGCCCAACAAGUUAUGGGUGGCUUGGGUUAUGCCCGAGGUGGAAAAGGUGGAAGGUAAGCUCAUUGCGUUUCUGUAAAAUCAUAAUUCAUGCUAAUAAUGCUCCCAGGAUCGAAGCGAUUUCAAGAGAUGUACGAGUUAUGGCUGUUGGUAAGUGCAAUCUCUAAGUGAAGUAUCUUUGAGGCUUCGAUUUCUUCUUAGAGGAAGCCAUGCUAAUAUUUUCAGGUGGUGGGAGCGAGGAAAUUUUGAGCGAACUUGCAAUCAAGGAAGAGGUCAAAGACCUAAGGAGAUAUCUAAACACGUCGCCUAAGCUUUGAAUUGAGUCGGCAAACUGUUAAAAAGGAAUGCAUGCCUAGCCAAAUCGAAAAGAUCCUUGUCGCAUGGUAAGAUCUUACCAAGUAAUAAUCAGAAAGGCAGUUCUGCCAAAUCUACCUAGCUUU